AUGAGAUAGACGCGAAAGUCUUCUAGCGAUACUUUUGCGAAAAUUUUCGAACAUUUGAAAACUUUCAUAGUUUCAGUAUGAGUAAAGGACUAUGGAUGUGUUUAACAAUCAUUCUAUGCAUCUUCAAAGGAGGAAGAAGCAAAUAUCAAGGCCCAUCUUUCGUGCAUGAACCUCCGAUCAAGGCGAUGUUCUACAAUAACACUGGUGUAACUAUACCUUGCGUUGCCAACGGAUCUCCGAGACCGGAAGUAACUUGGACAACGAUUGACAAUGCCACAGUUGCUCCGAUCUCAGGCUUACGUCACAUCCGACCUGACGGUUCCUUAGUAUUCUCUCCCUUUAGAGCGGAGGAUUAUAGGCAAGAUAUACAUUCUGCCGUUUAUAGAUGUUCUGCCUCAAAUAUAGUAGGCAGUAUUGUCAGUAGAGAAGUCCACGUCAGGGGCGUUUUAUACCAGAACUUCGAUGCCCGUGUCUAUGAUGAAUUCGUAAUCAGGGGAAACAUUGGAGUUCUUCGAUGUAACCUCCCAAGCCAUGUGAGAGAUUACGUUAAAAUUACUUCUUGGAAGCGAGAUGAUGGGUUGGUAAUUUUGCAACAAAGAUCGAAUGAUAAUGAUCGUUAUGUUGUUUAUCUAACUGGAGAAAUCCACAUCAGAGUUGUGGAAUACACGGAUAGUCAUUUUUUGUACAAGUGCCAAGUCCGGAAUACGCUGACCAGGCAAACAAAGGAAAGCACAACCGGUGGACGGUUGAUCAUAACAGAACCUCAAUCUGAAGUUCCUCCCAGACUUACUCACUUUGCCAGGCAUGUUUCAUCAAGCCAAGGGGAUACUGUUCUGAUUCCAUGCGUAGCUCAAGGUCACCCAGCACCUAUAUACAGGUGGAGCCGAAGAACUUCUGGGCAGAUUCUUGACAUCUCAGCAUCUGACGAUCGACGACACCUGAUAAACGGCAGUCUCAUCCUCAGACGCGUCAACCCUCAAGACAGCGGCUUCUAUGUAUGCGUAGCGAAAAGCGAAGUUGGGGAAGUGAAAACUGAAACGCAGUUGACAGUUAGAGCUCCACUCAAAGUUAGCAUGUGGCCUGCGAUGCAACAAGUCAGCACCGGAUCUACUGUUACUAUCAAUUGCACUGUUUCUGGACAUCCUAUAUCUUCAAUAGAAUGGGUGAAAAAUCAAAGAAAUCUGGUUUUAUCUCGUCGAGUUGUACUUGUUAGCAGAACUGUCUUACACAUCACAACAGUGCAAAGAGAGGACAGAGGAAUGUACCAGUGCAUAGCACGCAAUGAUGAAGAUUCUGCUCAAGGUUCUGCACAACUAAUCAUAGCUGCUGAGCCACCGGUUUUGUUAAGCAAGUUCGAGGAGCUCAUUGUAAAACCCGGAGAUUCAGUCUCUCUUCGUUGCUCUGCUAUUGGAAAUCCUCUUCCUCAAAUCACGUGGUAUUCAUAUGAGAAUCCUGUUCAAGACACUAGCAGGAUUCGAGUUGGCGAUUACGUCAGUCGAGAAGGCAGUGUCAUCAGUUUCAUUAACAUUACCAGGGUUGAAAUUUCGGAUGGAGGCCAGUUUGAAUGUAGAGCCUUAAACGAAUAUGGUGUUGACUCGUUCUCUUCUAUAGUUCAUGUCAGGGGACCUCCAUCUAUCCGACCCAUUAGAAACAGAACGGCUGUCGCAGGGGAUUCCUUGAUUGUCCACUGCCCGAUAUCCGGCUAUCCUAUUCAUUCUAUUCGGUGGAUGAAAGGCAACCGCCAGCUUCCUCUGGGAAGGCGCCAGAAGGUGUUCACUAAUGGAACUCUGCUCAUCCAAGGGCUAGAUGGCAUUGAAGACGAAGGCAAGUACCGCUGCCAGGUGGAGAAUGAUGAAGGCAUCAAAGCUUCCGUUGACGUCUUCCUCAAAGUUCUAGUUCCGCCAAGUAUAACUCCAUUCAGUUUUCCUAAGAAUCCCCAGGAAGGAAUGAGAGCAAGCGUAUCAUGUAGUGUACCAACAGGCGACGCUCCUAUCCGUAUUUCCUGGCUGAAGGAUGGAAUUCCUUUGUCCCUCGAGGCCGGUAUAUCCCUGGAAAUGAUCGAUGAUUUCGUGUCCACGCUAAUCUUCAAGUCUCUGCGCCAGGAGCACAGCGGGACUUACACGUGCGUUGCAUACAACGAUGCCGCCACUGUCAAUUACUCUGUGCCACUGUCUGUCAGCGCUCCUCCUCGUUGGAGAGUAGAGCCAACCGACCAGUUUGUUCCUGUUGGUGGAACGAUCACGUUAGAUUGCACAGCAGAUGGAAGACCGGAACCUAGAGUAAUAUGGAAAAAAAGUGAUGAUGACAGUGGGGAUUAUCGCACUGUAAUCAGUGGCUCUCACAUCCAAACUUUGGUCAAUGGUUCGUUGGUCAUAAGGGACGUCGAAGAAGAAGAUGAUGGACGUUAUAUGUGCGAAGCAAGCAAUGGAGUUGGUUCUCCAUUGAGCACUGUCGUAAAACUAACUGUUCAUGUUCCAGCACAUUUUAUUCAAAAAUUCGUUGCACAAACAGUUCGAUCGGGUGAGUCAGUGACCUUAAAAUGUGAAGCCUUUGGUGAGAAACCAAUGACUUACAUGUGGCUGAAAGAUCGGCAACCUUUCGGAGGACUUAGCCAUCCAAGUUAUUAUAAAAGAACUAGCUGUAAAGCCCGGCAGAUGAGCUGGUUGCGGCCAAAGCAAAAUUUAAAAGUUCUAUGUGCAACUUUUCAGUUGCACAUAGCAACCUAUCUUGCUAUGUGCAACUGUUUCCAAGAAUAAUCUGUGUUGCUAUGUGUAUGCUUUCAACCUAUGUUGCAAUGUGGAACUGCAACUGAAUGCAUAAAAAUAACUCAAUAUGAAUAAUAUUAGUUUAUUCUUCCUUUAUUCUUUCUUUGCGGAACAGGAUAGUGUCCCAAACACUAGUGUUCAAGCAACAACCAAUAUUUUGUUGUUGCUAAACCAGAAAACAGAAAGUUUGAUGCUUCAGUUUAA
Stegodyphus dumicola is the source of this 2969-nucleotide messenger RNA. Its product is annotated as cell adhesion molecule Dscam1-like. Gene Ontology annotation, molecular function: protein binding. The record is from RefSeq and is a predicted model, not a curated record. Lineage: Eukaryota; Metazoa; Arthropoda; Arachnida; Araneae; Eresidae.